AUGGGGAACCUGUGUAAGACUGAACUAGACUCGCUCAAUAUAGGUGACAAUAGUGGGGACUUGGAGGAUUUUUUCACUAAGUUUGGAGAAUCAGGUUUUGUUCUAGUGGCCCUGGGUUCCAUAGUAACCAUGUAUCAGAACAAGGAACUUAUUAAGGAGUUUAACAGUGCCUUUGCUCACCUCCCUCAUGGGGUACUGUGGACAUGUAAGGAAGGUCUUUGGCCCAAAGAUGUCAGAUUGGCCCCAAAUGUUAAAAUCAUGGAUUGGCUUCCACAAACUGACCUUCUUGCUCAUCCUAGCAUUCAUCUUUUUGUCACCCAUGGGGGAAUAAACAGCAUCAUGGAGGCCAUCCAGCAUGGAGUGCCCAUGGUGGGGAUUCCCUUUUUUGGAGACGAAUAUGAAAACAUGGUCCGAGUGGAAGCCAAGAAAAUUGGUGUUUCUGUUCAAUUACAGACACUCAAGGCAGAGACAUUUGCACUUACAUUGAAAGAAGUCCUAGAAGACAAGAGGUACAAAUCUGCAGCAAUGGCUGCCAGGGCCACCCAGCGCUCCCACCCCCUGACACCUUCCCAGUGUCUGGUGGGCUGGAUUGACCACAUCCUACAAACAGGGGGAGGAGCACAUCUAAAGCCCCGUUGCUUUCAACAGCCGUGGCAUAUGCAGUACCUGCUGGAUGUCCUACUGUUUCUAUUGGGGCUCACUCUGGGCACCUUGUGGCUAUUGAAGAAAGUGCUGGGCUUGUUGCUCAAGUCCCUGGGUAUGGCUAGGAAGGAAAAGAAGGCAUAA
Messenger RNA from Phodopus roborovskii (desert hamster), 786 nucleotides. It is a transcript of the gene Ugt3a1, whose product is annotated as UDP glycosyltransferase family 3 member A1. Lineage: Eukaryota; Metazoa; Chordata; Mammalia; Rodentia; Cricetidae. The transcript has 4 exons. Bases 1 to 786 code for a protein of 261 amino acids. The record is from RefSeq and is a predicted model, not a curated record. Gene Ontology annotation, molecular function: UDP-glycosyltransferase activity.